UCCCUCCCAUCGCCGGGUUGUUAUCACUAAAAUUGUGCGUAAACACUUCAACAUAUAAAAUUGUUAAUAGGUGUUGUUCCGUGCAUUUACCGUAUGUAUCAAUUUACUUUGUCUUGUAGUCGCGAUCGCCAUCAGUAUCAGUCUUGUCCCGACUUUCUGUGUUUCCUCAGUGUGAGAACGUGCUUUCAAAUCCUUAUCAGUAGCUCUACUCAGCCAAAAAAUUUACUGUUUGCUCGUACUUGAUCUUCUUCAUUGUCCUCGACGUUUUGGAACUUACUGUGUCACUCAACAGGAAAAAGAAAAAGUUUUGUCAAUGACCAUAACUUAGGGUAUUCAACACCUUUUCCCAGUUGAUGGAACUUGUCUCGCCAUGGCAGAUGACUCCAGCGCUUGGGAUGACUUGAUGGAAUUGCCAGCCGAUCCACCAGAUAUGCGGCUAGUCUGUCUAAAUUGCAGUCGACCUCAGUCUGUAUGCUGGUGCCCUUUCUUACCUGUUUCUCCACUAAACCCAAACUGUCGUGUCGUUCUCCUUCAGCACCCUGCGGAAGAAAAGCGCUCAGUUCGAACAGCACCAAUUCUUUCUUUGGCCCUAGCACCUGGAAAAUGUUUAAUUUUCAAAGGAAAAAAGUUUCCGCAUGCAAGACAUGAAGGUUUAGCUGACAUUUUGGCAUCACCCAACGCCAUUUUACUCUACCCAUCUUCCACAUCUGUCAGUAUUGAAACUCUAGAUUUAGUGUCACAGGAUUCCGAGAAAUUCUAUGAUCUCGUGUUAAUUGAUGGAACCUGGCCUCAGGCCAAAACUAUAUUCAAUAACUCUCCUAUUCUCCGUAACAUGAAACAAGUUACUCUGAUAAAUCAUGAAGGAAGUCGGUUUGUGAUCAGAACACAGCCGACAGAUAAAUGUCUCUCUACUCUGGAAACAGCAGCCAAAGCAUUGGCUCUCCUGGAAAACUGUCAAGAAAUCCAAGAAAUUUUACUGAAACCCUUGAACGCAAUGUGUGAUUUCCAACUAAAUCAUGGGGCCGUCACUCACCACAGUAAGGAAUUUUGCAUUCAAAACCAGAUAUAUCCAAAACUGGUUGGCAAAAGACUCAGUAAAUUAAUGAGGAACGCAUGCAAAGAUAAUAAUUGAGUGAAGAAAAACUGAAACCAGUAAAAACUGAGGUCCUCUUUAAUUUUUAGAGUUAAGCAAGCACAUACGUGUUAUUUUCUGACUAUAUGCCGGUUCUGUUUUUACUCCAAGUUCUCUUUUCUCCCUUUUUGUUCCAUGUAAGUAAUACCUUAUUGUAUUACUUAUCAUGUAUUAACAUACAUGAACAACUUUUUUCGACUUUCCUUUUAAAUAAAAAUAUAUUGUAAACUGAAUGAGAUCCUUAGUUAUGGAGGGGAAAAAGGCUUGUCUGAUUUGUAUUAUUUUUCAUUGAGAGGAGCAAUUCAUUUAUUUUUAUUUAUUGUAUUACAUUUAUUGUAAUGUUGUAUAUAGAAGAGGAAAGAAAUGUUUAUAUUGAUUGUUAAUUUAUUAACUUAACAAUAAAAAUUGAGUUAAUUACACAAA
Messenger RNA from Bemisia tabaci, 1555 nucleotides. RefSeq names its product DTW domain containing 2 (gene Dtwd2). NCBI's taxonomy places the organism in Eukaryota, Metazoa, Arthropoda, Insecta, Hemiptera, Aleyrodidae. The record is from RefSeq and is a predicted model, not a curated record.